This is a messenger RNA of Sebastes umbrosus (honeycomb rockfish), 2840 nucleotides long. Its product is annotated as eukaryotic translation initiation factor 4 gamma 1-like. Gene Ontology annotation, cellular component: eukaryotic translation initiation factor 4F complex. The annotation marks the transcript as partial. Gene Ontology annotation, molecular function: protein binding; translation initiation factor activity; mRNA binding. The record is from RefSeq and is a predicted model, not a curated record. The transcript has 15 exons. Lineage: Eukaryota; Metazoa; Chordata; Actinopteri; Perciformes; Sebastidae.
GUCACGCGUCAUAUCUGCCGGCGGUAUCACACAUGCGCAAAACCAUCCAAGAAAGACGCCCCAUCCUCAUCCAGGUGUUGGUCGAGCAGACAGCCUUCAGGAACAGCGUCUGUCUGCCUUUGCAACUCAAUUUGUCCAUCUGGGCCGCGUCGCUCCCAGCAGGGUCAGAGGAAAGAGACCAGGAAAAUCAUCAGCAGCAUGUCCCUCAGUGACGACGUGCAGUUCAGCAUGGCUGAGAAGAAGGAGAAGUCCGCUCAAAGCCACGGCGCGGAGGAAGACGAAGACGACGAUCCCGAACAGGUCAAGACUCAAGAGCUGUUCAAGCAUCUGCAGAGUAUCCUCGACAAGCUGACCCGUCAGAAGUUUCAGGAGUUGAUGAAACAAGUGAUUGAUCUGACGAUAGACACAGAGGAGAGGCUGAAGGGAACCGUUGAGCUCAUCUUUGAGAAGGCCAUCUCAGAGCCUAACUCCUCUGUGGUCUACGCCAACAUGUGCCGCUGCCUUGUGGGGUUGAAAGUCCCCACCUCAGACAAGCCAGGAGUUUUUGUGAACUUCCGCAAACUGCUGCUCAACCGCUGCCAGAAAGAGUUUGAGAAGGACCAGGAUGAUGAUGAAAUCUUUGAGAAAAAGCAAAAAGAAAUAGAGGCUGCCAAAGAAGGAGAGGAGCGUGAGCACUUGAGGGUGGAGCUGCAGGAUUCCAGAGACCAGGCCCGUCGCCGUUCACUGGGUAACAUAAAGUUGCUUGGUGAGCUCUUCAAGCUGAAGAUGCUGACAGAGGCCAUCAUGCACGACUGUGUAGUGAAACUACUGAAGAAUCAUGAUGAAGAGUCUCUGGAGUCUCUCUGCAUGCUGCUCUCCACAAUUGGUAAAGACCUGGACUUUGAGAAAGCCAAGCCUCGCAUGGAUCAGUACUUCAACCAGAUGGACCAGAUCAUCAAAGAGAGAAAGACCUCAUCCAGAAUCAGUUUAAUGCUACAAGACGUCUUGGACCUCAGAAGGAGUAACUGGUUGCAGGAUGAGGGAUGGAACAUGGGGGGCCGAGGCUUCCACACACCAGGACGUCGCUGGACUAGCCAGUAUCAGGAUGAGGGGUGGAACACCCGCCUUAGCAAGAUCACAAAGCCACCUGGGCCGCGUCGCUCCCACCGUGGUCACAGGAAAAAGCCCAGGAAAAUCAUCAGUCCCGAACAGGUCAAGACUCAAGAGCUGUUCAAUAGUCUGCACAGUAUCCUCGACAAGCUGACCCCUCAGAAGUUUCGGGAGCUGAUGAAACAAGUGAUGGAUCUGACGAUAGACACAGAGGAGAGGCUGAAGGGAGCCGUUGAGCUCAUCUUUGAGAAGGCCAUCUCAGAGCCUAACUCCUCUAUGGUCUACGCCAACAUGUGCCGCUGCCUUAUGGGGUUGGAAGUCCCCACCUCAGACAAGCCAGGAGUUUUUGUGAACUUCCGCAACUUGCUGCUCAACUGCUGCCAGAAAGAGUUUGAGAAGGAACAGGAUGAUGAUCUAAUCAUUGCGAAAAAGCAACAAGAAAUAGAGGCUGCCAAAGAGGGAGAGGAGCGUGAGCACUUGAGGGUGGAGCUGCAGGAGUCCAGAGACCAGGCCCGUCGCCGUUCACUGGGUAACAUAAUGUUCAUUGGCGAGCUCUUCAAGCUGAAGAUUCUGAAUGAGGUCAUCAUGUACAUCUGCAUAGGGGAACUACUGAAGAAUCAUGAUGAAGAGUCACUGGAGUGUCUCUACAUGAUGCUCUCCACAAUUGGUAAAGACCUGGACUUUGAGAAGGCCAAGCCUCGCAUGGAUCAGUACUUCAACCAGAUGGACCAGAUCAUCAAAGAGAGAAAGACCUCAUCCAGAAUCAGUUUAAUGCUACAAGACGUCUUGGACCUCAGAAAGAGUAACUGGGUGCCUCGUAAAGGAGACCAGGGUCCUAAAACAAUCGACCAGAUCCAGAAGGAGGCAGAGAUGGAGGAGCACAGGGAACACAUGUCCAAGAAAGAGGGAGGAGGUGGAGGAGGAGGAGGCGACAGGAUGGGAGGGAACAAUGCAGUUAAGCGUGAGAGCGCCCCCACUCCUCCUCCCUCUCUUCCAAAACCUGCCUUGAGUGAAGAGGAGUUGGAGAAGAAGUCGAACGCCAUCAUUGAAGAAUACCUCCACAUUAAUGACUUGAAGAAAGUGGAGUUCACCACUGGAGACGAGACAGAGUCAAAGGAAGUGGAUGAGAAGAAGGUCCUCACUGGAGAGGAGACGGAGUCAAAAGAAGUGGAUGAGAAGGCUAACUUGGACGAGCAGCAAACUGCUUCCAACCAGUUCGUACGAGCACUGAUGACGUCAGUGUGUCAGUCUGCCAUCAUAGGUGACAACUCGUACAGGGUGGAUGCACAGCAGAUCAGCCGGAGAGCCAGUCUGCUGCAGAGAUACCUGUCUGAUGAGCAGAAGGAGCUGCAGGCCCUCUACGCCCUCCAGGCUCUGAUGGUGCACAUGGAGCAGCCAGCGAACCUCCUGUGGAGGUUCUUUGACGCCUUGUACGACGAAGACGUUAUUGAAGAGGGGGCCUUCUACAAAUGGGAAACCAGCAAAGACCCUGCGGAGCAAACAGGCAAAGGUGUGGCCUUGAGAUCAGUCACCGCCUUCUUCACCUCGCUCCGUGAGCAGGAGGUGCUGAUAGAGGAGGAGGAGGAGUGGUCUGACUAGGAAUAAAAGACUGAACUGAAAGUUGCCGCCCCCCUUUGGCAAGGCGGGGGCUCUGCAGGCGGCUGCAGAGAGUUGUAGAAAAUAUUGCCAGAGAGGCAGACUCAAAUCAAUCCUUAAUGAGGAUAAAUCUUAAUUAUUUUUCCUUUUCUUUG